Molecule: messenger RNA, 4531 nt
Organism: Limanda limanda (common dab)
Lineage: Eukaryota; Metazoa; Chordata; Actinopteri; Pleuronectiformes; Pleuronectidae
Gene: rasal2
Product: RAS protein activator like 2
Exons: 18
Coding region: 327-4157 (1276 amino acids)
Biological process (GO): regulation of GTPase activity
Source: RefSeq, a predicted model, not a curated record
UUCCCGGCAGGAAGGACCGCGGCUCCCCGGCCUCCAGGACCCGCAGGACGGAAGCGUUUCCCCGGGAAGACCCCCGGCCGAGCGGCAGCAUGAGGCGGAGCGAGCCGGGGCCGGACCGCGGCUAGCGGCUAGCUCCCGGAGGGUCGGAGGGUCGGCGGCCGGAGGAGGAGACACUUUCCCCGCUUUGGAAACUCUUCUUCUCUCGGUUCCUGUCCCGGUUCUUGUCCCGGUUCUUAUCCCGGUUCUUCUCCCGGUUCUUGUCCCGGUUCUUCUCUUCACUUUUGGGAGAUUCUGCCCGACACCAACUCGCUGUUUCUCGGGCGGACAUGGAGCCGGACUCGGUGGCGGGCGACGUGGAGCCUGUGCCCGGCGGACGGAGCCUCCUGGACCCGCUGGCGGACCGGAUCCUGGUGGACCGGAUCCUGGUGGACCGGAUCCUGGCGGACACGGUGUCCCAGCAGCAGGGCUGGCUCCGGGUCUACGACGUUAAAGGCCCCCCCGCCCAUCGCUUCUCCUGUGGUCAGAGUCCCUACACGGACAGUGGCGCCUGGGAGAGGAAGUUCUGCAUCCUGACAGACAGCCAGCUCCUCCUGCUCAACAAGGAUGACGAGGCCACAGGUGAAGCUCAGGAGAGCCCCACGGACUCAGCGAAGGGGCGGAGCCUCCGCAGGACGGUCAGCGUCCCCUCGGAGGGACAGUUCCCCGAGUUCCAGGCAGAGAGCCCCCCCGUGACAGAGGUGUCUUCGGAGCGAUCUCCGAGGAGGAGGAGCAUCUCCGGCCCGGGGAGCUCAGAGAAGACCGUCGCCGUGGACAAUCCAAACUCCUCCCCUUUUAAAGUGCCGGGUUUCUUCAGUAAACGUCUGAAAGGUUCCAUCAAGAGGACGAAGAGUCAGACCAAACUGGACCGGAACUCCAGCUUCAAGCUGCCGUCGCUGAGGCUCACUGAGCCCGACAGGUCUCGCGGGCUGCCCCGGCUGAAGGAGGCGUCCUCCCACGAGUCUCUGCUGAGCCCCGGCAGCGCGGUGGAGGCUCUGGACCUCAGCAUGGAGGAGGACGUGGUCAUCAAGCCUCUGCACCAAAGCAUUCUGGGACAGGACUUCUGCUUCGAGGUGACCUACUCGGGCGGCAGUAAGUGUUUCAGCUGCACUUCGGCCUCAGAGAGAGACAAGUGGAUGGAAAACCUUCGGAGGACGAUUCAGCCGAACAAGGACAACUGUCGCCGGGCAGAGAACCUUCUGCGUCUGUGGAUCAUCGAAGCCAAAGACCUCCCCCCCAAGAAGAAGUAUUUCUGCGAGCUGUGUCUGGACGACGUGCUGUACGCCCGCACCACCAGCCAGCCGCGGCACGACAGCCUCUUCUGGGGCGAGCACUUCCACUUCUCCGGCGUGCCGGCGGUGCACAGCCUCACGGUGCACAUCUACCGCGACCCGGACAAGAAGAAGAAGAAGGACAAGAACAACUACGUGGGCCUGGUCAACAUCCCGGUGGCGGGCGUGACGGGUCGGCAGUUUGUGGAGAAGUGGUACCCGGUGAGCACGCCCACCACCAGCAAGGCCAAAGGGGGCGGGCCUUCCAUCCGCAUCAAGUCCCGCUUCCAGAGCAUCAACAUCCUGCCCAUGGAGCAGUACAAGGAGUUCGCCGAGUUCAUCACCAACAACUACACCAUGCUGUGCUCGGUGCUGGAGCCGGUCAUCAGCGUGAAGAACAAGGAGGAGAUGGCCUGCGCCCUGGUCCACAUCCUGCAGAGCACCGGGAGGGCAAAGGACUUCCUGACCGACCUGGUGAUGGCCGAGGUCGACCGCUGCGCCGACCACGACGUGCUGAUCUUCAGGGAGAACACGCUGGCCACCAAGGCCAUCGAGGAGUUCCUGAAGCUGGUGGGACAGAAGUACCUGCACGACGCACUGGGCGAGUUCAUCAAAGCUCUGUACGAGUCGGAUGAGAACUGUGAGGUGGACUCCAGCCGCUGCUCGGGCGGCGACCUGACGGAGCAUCAGAGCAACCUGAAGAUGUGCUGCGAGCUGGCGUUCUGCAAGAUCAUCAACUCGUACUGCGUGUUUCCUCGGGAGCUGAAGGAAGUCUUUGCUUCCUGGAAGCAGCAGUGCGUGGCCCGCGGCCUCACGCCGGACAUCAGCAAGCGUCUGAUCAGCGCCUCGCUGUUCCUGCGCUUCCUCUGCCCGGCCAUCAUGGCGCCCUCGCUCUUCAACCUGAUGCAGGAGUACCCAGACCACCGCACCUCCCGCACGCUCACGCUCAUCGCCAAGGUCAUCCAGAACCUCGCCAACUUCACCAAGUUUGGCAACAAAGAGGAGUACAUGGCGUUCAUGAACGACUUCCUGGAGCACGAGUGGGGGGGGAUGAUGCGUUUCCUGUCGGAGAUCUCGAACCCGGAGACGCUGUCCAACACGCCGGGCUUCGAAGGCGUCAUCGACCUCGGCCGCGAGCUGUCGGUGCUGCACGCUCUGCUGUGGGAGGUGGUGUCCCAACUCGACAAGGCCACCGUAGCGAAGCUGGGCCCGCUGCCGAGGAUUCUGGGAGAUAUCUCUCGCUGCCUCGCCGCUCCGACGCCGGUGCAGCAGCAGCUGCGACGUUUCCAGGACCAUAGCUCCGCCCACAACCUCAGCGGCAGCCUGUCGUCAGGGUUACACCGAAUCUUUGAGGACCCGGCCAACAGUCACUGUGAGGUCCGCAGCCUUCAGGCUCCGCCCACUGACCUGAUGGACGCUCAUGUUAGAGGACAGCGCCCCCUGCUGGCUCCUCCCCUCCACAGCAGCGUCUCUCUGGUCGACCUGCAGGAGGCUCAGUGCCCCCCCGCCGGGCCCCCCCCACACCACGAGGCCCCGCCCCGCCUCAGCAGGGUCGGCUCCCAGGCCUCCAUCGGCCCGCCCCCCCACACCUACCCCCACUCCAACCCCCACACCCCCCAGCCCAGAGCGGCGGCCCGGGACGGCCCCCCCCAGAGCGCUCCGCAGGCGCGGCGGCCGCUGCCCCCCCCCCUCAGCACGCCGCGCGGCCUGCAGCCGCUGAGCUUCCAGAACCCGGUCUACCACCUCAGUAACCCCGCCCACAGCCUGGCCACAGGCUCCGCCCACUCGCUGCAGCAGGACUCCAGCUCGGAGAACCUCAGCAGCGAGAGCUCGCUCGCCAGCCGCGACUCGGAGGCGUGCGGCAGCCAGCUGGGGGUCAAAGGUCGCGUGGCGUCCACCAGCAGCCUGGACGAGCUCGGCAGCCGGCGCAGCACGCGGAGCGAGGAGUGCUCCACGCCGCGGCGCCCGGCGCUGCCCGACCUGCCGCCCGGCGCCGCCACAGCGGUCGCCAUCCCUCGGCAGAGCACGACGGCGGGCACCGCCCACAUCGUCAAGGUGGAACAGCAGAGCAGGGGAGGGGGCGGGGCCAGGACGCCACGCUCUCUGCCACACAGCGCCUCGCUACGGAGCAGCAGCAGCGCCAACACGGAGCCGACGCCCACCCACGUCACCCGGCAACAGCCAACCUGCUCUGUGGAGAACAUGGCUCCGCCCCCAAAGAGCACCCCCACCAAACCGCCACAGGUGGCGUCUCCCGUGGACGCCGUGGCGUUGGCGAUGUCUCCAGUGGAGAGGACGGCGGCCUGGGUCCUCAACAACGGCCAGUACGACGAGGAGGAGGAGGGAGGAGGGGCGGGGCGGAGCAGAGAGGAGGGGCGGAGCAACGAGAAGUACGAGCUGGAGAUCUCGCGGCUGAAGGAGCGCCUGCGCGGCUCCGGCCGGCGCCUGGAGGAGUACGAGCGGCGGCUGCUGGCUCAGGAGACGCAGAUGAAGACGCUGCUGCAGGAGAACCAGCGCCGCCUGGAGGCCGGGGAGGAGAAGCUGCGGAGGCAGCAGGAGGAGAAGGAGGAGCAGAUGAAGAGCAUCAUCUGCAGGCUCAUGGCGGUGGAGGAGGAGCUACAGCGUGACCACGCGGAGAUGCAGGCCGUGAUCGAAGCUAAACAGAAAAUCAUCGACGCUCAGGAGAAGAGGAUCGGGUCCCUGGACGCAGCGAACUCCCGGCUGAUGUUGGCGCUGACGCAGGUGAAGGCGCGGUACAGCCCCCCCGACCUGCACAACGGCCUGUCGCCUAGCAACCCCACCAAACUGUCCAUCACUGAGAACGGAGAGUUCAGGAACAGCAGCUGCUGAUUGGUCCACAGGUGAAGGGGGUGGGUGGGACUCAAAGCCCUGACUCCGCCCACCUCACCUCCAUCAGCAGCUCUGCGGGCGAUCGAACGAGAGAGAGAGAGAAUCCGUAAAUAAGAGUGUAAAUACUGAAGCAUUGAUAAGUUCAGACUGUUUGUGCGCAGCGUUCCAGAAGCUCGAAGCUAAAGAUACUCAAGUUUUUCUAAGACUUUUUUAUGGUUUUUAUUUGAAUCUUGUUUUUGUUUAACUUUCAUUUCUCUGACGAGUUGUUUUCACUUUUUAUUUAUUCGUCCUGUUGCUACUGAACCGACACCUGCACGAUCAGGUCAAAGGUCACACCGUCUGCUGUCACAUGUUGAAUAAAAGAUCCCUGAAAA